Meira miltonrushii is the source of this 4100-nucleotide messenger RNA. RefSeq lists its product as uncharacterized. The record is from RefSeq and is a predicted model, not a curated record. Bases 54 to 4025 code for a protein of 1323 amino acids. The transcript has a single exon. Lineage: Eukaryota; Fungi; Basidiomycota; Exobasidiomycetes; Exobasidiales; Brachybasidiaceae.
CUUUUUUGCUUUCAUUCGAGAUUGCAUGACGGCAAGAUUUAUUUAUACACAUAAUGACAAGCAAUACGACAAGGAUAGCAUCUGGUUCAUCAUCCGAACGUGAUGGACCAGAAUGCCUUUUACGACAUGCAAAUGAAGUACGUAGACAUGCAAAUUUGGAUACAUUGGAUGCAUAUUUAUCGCAAUCGGGUUAUUCAUGGAUCGAAAUGAUGAUGAGUCAUGCAAAAGAUUCAAUUGAAAAUUAUCAACAAAGAUCUCCACAAAAAUCAAACAGUGCAACCGAAAGACAAGCAUUCGAACAUCAAAUGGCUGCCGAUUUACUCAAAACACCUUCGCCGAAAAAGAAGAGAGCAGCAGCAUUACGACAUAAACUUCCUUCUGCAAGGCCACAAAUGCACACUUCACAGUCAAAUGAUCCAUUCUCUGACGAUGCAAAUAAGGAAAAUCAGACCACCCUGCCAUCCUCAACUCUAAAGAACAACGUCAAAGAGAAAAACAUCAAGGAUGUAAGCGACGCCAAAGAUGAAGUCAAAGAACCUCAGAGAAAUACAAGGGCCAGAGGAGAUAAGUCGCAACUUGUACAGCUACCAAAUCCUUUCUUGCCUCGAUCAUCUGCUGAAACGAACGUAGAACAGUCGAGUAAGCCUGCAGAGGAAGAAAGCGUUGCAAAGAAAGCCAAAGAGCCCAAGAAGCAGGCCGUCAAAGCAAAGACCAAGACGAAAGCAAAACCUGUAACUGAAAAUGCAACAGAAGCGAAGUCAAAGGAUAACAAACAAGAGAUCUUGCGCGAGAAGGAGGUCAAGGCAGAUGAGAAAGCUAUGCCUGCUCCCACGGCUGCAGCCGUACAGAAGGAGGCACAAGCGACCGAGUUCGUGGAUGACUCUCAAGAGGUGGAAUACAGUCUGCAAGUUGCGUCUCAUGAAGAUCUGGCCGCCAGUCGGAACGGAAGUCACUCGCAGCGUAUUCAGCCAUCUCAAUCUAUACAAAAGCUUGCAGAAAUUCCUGAGCCUAUCAUUGAGAAGGAGACUCCACCUCCGAUCGAAGAUGAGGAAAGAAGCGAUGAUGAAUACGAGAUCAAACGACCGACACGAGAGAAAUCUGAAUCACCUUCACCUCGGGAAUCCACGCCGCCUCCAUUGAGCCCUACAAAAGCCCAAAGAGCUGCACAAACAGUGAUGGCACGGGAAAAGUUGGAGGAAAGUCUACUCAAAUUAGCUUCUGAUGAUGAAGAUAGCGAGGACGAAGUAAGCAUGUCUGAAGUUCUUAUGAAAGGAACAUCAGGUGCGCCAAAGGCUGCAAAACCAUUGAAUAGCCAAGCCGCACGGAAAGAACUUCAGCAGCCGACCAAAGCAGCAGAAGAUGAUGAUGCUGGAGAUGAAUCUACCGUUGAGGAAGAGGCGAUCUUGGAGCAAACAAAAGUGCAAAAUGCAGCAGCACCAAAGCGAACGCUUUCAUCAAUUGCUCACGCAAAGAAAUCGAUCGCUGGUUCAUCUUCUGGUGUACGACAACAAGGCAGGAGUUCAUCAAUGGCACCAUCAGCUUUUACAGGCGGAGCGAAGACCAGCUUCUUGUCAAAGAGUAUCAUGAAAGUGGAGCAAGACCAGAAAUCUCUCGAUGAUAGCUUAGAACUUAUUGCAUCUUCAAGCUCGAGCCCAAGAUCAUCUGAAUUGAAGAAACUUGAUGAUAAAAAGCGUAAGAGCGAAGAGGCUGAAUUGGAAACGGUUGAGGAUGCACCUGUGUCAAAGACAGCAAAAAGAAAUGCUGACGAAGAGGAAGCAGAGCUUAAGACGACCAGCAAAUCCAAGCAAACAGAAAGCAAGCCUACACAAGAGGAGAAGCAGAAGAGCACCACAGGUAGUCAAGCACAAUCCUUCAGACAGAAGAUUGAAAGUUUCAGCACCAACAAAACUUCCAAUCUCACAACGAAUGCAUCUUCUUCUCAAACGAAAUCUUCGCGCAACUUCUCUUCCAUGUCAACGCAUUCGGUUGGUUUAGGUGCAACAAAGAUCUCAAGUCCAAUCUUCUCCCGAAGCAACUCUCAGAACACCAUUGCACCAGAACCUCAAUCGCCCAGUCAUGAUGUUGCAAAGGUCAAAGACAGCGUUCAACGAUCGCCCAAAGCGGCAAAAUCUGAUGCUAAGAAGGAUCAAGCCGUACCGGAAAAGGUCAAAGAACCAGUGUCUACCACACCUCUCAACUCACCCGGUCCUUCAGCGCUAUCCUUGUAUCCCAAGUUGAGCGAGCUGCAGAAGAAGCAAAGACAGGCAACGAAAUCCACCUCACCGGUCAAAGCUGUCAAGCAAGCUGCAGCCAAAGAGAAACAGGUGGAGGAUGAUCUAUCGGAUAGCGAUCUAGGAGCGUAUGAUACCUCAACAGAUGGAGAUUUAAGCUUGGUAGAUUUGGUGGACAACAAUGCGACAAUGAAAGCAUCUGCAACCGCACCUAGACCACCAGGAACAAGCCUUCGGCCUAUGUCUGCACUUCCAAAGACGACUGGUACCGCUCCUCCUUCUGCGCAAAAGGCAUCUGCUUUCAUGCCAAGCAGUACUGCUAAUGCAAAAACAAGCAGACCAGUAUCACGAUUGGGAAAACCAAUCGAAGAUCAAUCUGUCUCGUCAGCUGUUUCGACAGCAUCUUCGAAUACUGCAGCAAGUACGGCAACAACAUCUUCGUUGAACAAUAGUAUUCAUGCAAGUUGGGGUGGAAGUAUAAGCUCUAAAUUGAAGGGUAUCCUUGGUUUCUCCUCUACUAGCCCAGGCAAGAAUACUACGGCAACUCCACAUAUGUCUGCUUCCACAAGUACAAAACCAUCUUCGAUCAAGAGCAAGCAAGGGUCUGGUCCAAUUAGCAUUCCAGCACGCAAAGAAUCCUUCAUCUCAAGCAGUCAAGGUAAUACAGGCUCACGGAUAGGAACAACGGCACAAACAUCAACUGCAACGGAAAAGAAACCUGCCAGCGUUGUCAGAGCAGAUUUGGCAAAGAAGAAGGAAGCUGAACAAGCUGAAAAGAGAGUCAAAGAAAAAGAAGAAAGAGCUAAAGCGGCAGCAGCAGUAGCAGCGGCGGCAGAAUCAGCCAAGAAACGAGUAAGAGAUGAACAAGCACAACAAGCUGCAAAGAAUAAGCCUGCUAGUGUUGGACCUGCAGCCGGAAAAGCAAUCUCGUCACAAUCUGCUCAACGACCAGUGGAUGUUGCCAAUCAACCUGAUGCAAAGAAGCGUAAGUCGAAUGAUGGCGUGGCAGUUCCGACAAAGAUGCCGACAAUCACAAAGCAAGCUUCUUCACAAGCACUCAAGACGAAAGCAUCAGCUACUUCUGUUGCCUCCUCUCAAAUCAACAAGACAGCAUCCAUGAAAGUCGCUCAGGCGAAUCCAACACCAAAUGUCUUUAGCAAUCAUAAUUCAUUCCAAAGUGCUCAAAGCAGUCAACAACAGCAAGCUUUGGCAGCUGUUUCACAACAGAUGCAAAUCCACAAAGCAAAGAAUGUCGUGCAAGCAACUAGUCAAAACAUUCAAAUGCUUUCACCUAAUUCAAAGAUGAAAGUUGCUGCGACAGGUCAUAUCGAACUGGAAGAACCCGAUAGUGCCUAUAGCGAUAGUGAAGAUGAAGAAACGAUUCGAAAACGUUUGCAACACAAACCAUGGGAGACCCGAGAAGGAUUAGCAAGCGCAUUAGAAGCACAAGCAGAUAUUGAUGCAGAUUUGAUCUUUGGUAUUCCGCAAGGUGCUGUUCCUUUGGAUGAUAUUUUGCCUGCUCAAUCUGAACAUGCACGUGUACGUAGAAUGCGACCAAGAAGUUCAAGUGCAACUUGGAGUCGUGAUGGAUUGAAGCAAUUUGAGAUCGAUCGUUAUAAUGAAAGAAUGGGAAUUAAAGGACCAGGGGCAACAUUGAACGGAAACACAGUCGGUUCGGGUAUUUCAAAAGAUGACGGAAGUGGAACUCCAAAUAGAGCUGGUCGAAUGAGCGCUUUGGCACAAUCUGCUAUCGCUCAAGGCCAAAUGUCAAGCAAAAAGCAACGUCAUCAAUAAACUUUUAUUUGCUUGCAAUUUUCGCAAAUCUUUUGAACACUUGUAUGAUAUCAUUAUAGUAUUAGUAAUUUACAG